This is a messenger RNA of Symbiodinium sp. CCMP2592, 2046 nucleotides long. The record is from the annotation of a GenBank genome assembly. Lineage: Eukaryota; Dinophyceae; Suessiales; Symbiodiniaceae.
AUGGAGAAUGAGGAGCCGGAGGAUGUGGAAUACACGGAUGCAGAGAUGCCGGUUGCUCCGGUGACAGAGGACCGUGAGACCCCUCCAGCGGUUCCUGGAACGGCCCAUACGGCCCCGGUAAAUCAUGUGCCAGAGGACAAGGCCCCAGAUGCAGUGGUUCCAGAAACGGCCCCGGUAAAUCAGGUGCUUCAGGACAAGGCCCCAGAUGCAGUGGUUCCAGACAGGCCCCGUCCGGAUGAGACUCCUUUGCUGCCUAGGCAGCCAUCCGAAAAGGAGUUGGAGCAACAACUGGUCGUUGCCCAGUUGAAGCUAGAGGCCAAGCGAUUGAUGGACAUCGAGCGCAGACGAGCCGUGAAGCAGUUUGCCAGCACUCUUCCGAAAGGACCGAUCGUGCUGGAGGAUUCUGACGAAGAGGCCAACCCGGACUCUACGACGCCGUCUGUUGCAGCAUGCCCCUCCAAGGCAGGAGCCAACCCGGACGCUGUGGAGACCCAGGCUUUCGAGCUGAACACCCAAGUGCUGAGUGAAGUCCUGGUUGGCUUGGACAAGGUUGUGCCAUCGCCGGGCCGGAGGUUUGCGGAUGAUAAGACGAUGGUUUUGAGCCCACCUUCCCGGGAUGUGAUGUCACCGGAUGGCAUGCCGUUGCCUGCAUCCCGAGUGGACCCGGAAACGACCCCAAGCCCUCGAGGCAUUGUACCGGUCGAAGUGACGCCCAUGAAGGACUACCCCACACGGGACCAGCAGCUUGCAGUCAAGAGUUCGAACGAUGCGGAGAAGAAAGCCAAGCAGGCAGCAGCUAAGGAGGCCAAGGCAGCCAAGGAAGCCUCUCGUGGGAGAGGACGUGGCCGUGGUGGCCGCGGUCGUGGUGGUGGUCGUGGGCAGAAGAAGCCCACGGAUGAGGGCGCCGACGGCGCCGAGGACGAGCCCGAGGAGGUCUCCGACAAGGCCGUUGAGGAUGGAAAGAAGAAGCGUGGUGGCCGCGGCGGCCGCGGUCGUGGUGGCGGUCGUGGGCAGAAGAAGCCCACGCCUGAGGUGGAUGAGGGCGCCAACGGCGCCGAGGACGAGCCGGACGAGGUCUCCGACAAGCCUGUUGAGGAGGGAAAGAAGAAUAAGGGUGGCCGACCCAAGAAGGUUCAGCGCGAGCCGGAGUCGGAGGCCAUCGUGAAUAAGAAGGCCCGUUGCGAGGCCGAGCCGGAGUCGGAAGGCAUCGUGAAUAAGAAGGCCCGUUGCGAGCCCGUGGACACGAAGACGAAGCGUGGCCGCAAGAAGGGCAAUGCAACCCAGGAGGAGCCCACCGUUCCUGCUGCGAGGGUUCGUGGCAAGCGAUCCAUUGACAAGGAGCCGGAGCCCAGACCGAACAAGAAGCUGCAGACUUUGAGUGGCAUGGAGUGGCCAAACACGUUUGCCCGUCGCUACAGACCCGCCAAGCCCAACUUUACGCAGAAGUUUUGGGAGGGAUGUGUUUGUGCAUUCCGCAAUGUCUUGAUGCCCCACCUCCCAGCGGGAACUGCAACAACCGCUCAGUCCGACUUCUUCGACUUCGCGAAACAGUUUCUUGAGCAGAACGAUUCUCAGGUGUUCGUCCUUUGCAUCCUGCUGCUCUUGUGGAACACCAGCAUUGACUUUACCAAGGAGGUCGAUCUCGCAGAGCUGUUUUCUGGAUCAGCAACCCUCUCCAAGGAGUUUUAUUACGAAGGCAAGGAUGUAGCUGCUUGCGAUUACAAGUAUGGACAUUCUGCUCAGCAGUUCUUUGUGGUCGCCCAAAGACCUGUAUAUGGCUUGGAGUUUUGUGCAGCUCCUGGGUUUCGAUGUCCCGCGCAACAACGAAACGAAGCUUCGCUAACCCUGAAGGUUAUGCUGGAUUCGAGAAAGUUAAUCGUUCGAAUGUCAUGGCAGCAAGGCUUGGCUCAGUUAAAUCAUGUCGGUCAAUGCAUUACACAUGUUCGGGGUCCGGGAUUCUGUGGGUCAGGUCGGCCCUCAUAUGCUUACUGGCUACAAGUUUGGGUCAAUGGUGGGUCGUGGAACAACCGAGAACAUCAUUGCUGA